GACUUCUACCCGGAAAAUACAGACUUAAGCGACAUAUGAACCGUCAGUAGUCCAAGGUCCUGACACAAUACUUAUUUUAACAAAUUCUUCCUCUGUGCAACCUCGUGUUCAAUUUUGCACGAACAGCAGGGUGAUGCUGAGGAGUGUUUUCAGGUGCCUUAGGACCAACCCUGUUGCUGGCCAAAGAAGUAUGUCUCAAAGCAGCCUUGCUGGAAAGGUAGCCAUAGUCACUGCGUCCACAGAUGGAAUUGGUCUGGCAGCAGCUCAGGCUUUGGGAAAGAGGGGAGCCCAUGUGGUGGUGAGCAGUAGGCGACAGGCCAAUGUGGACAAGGCAGUGGCACUUCUGCAGAGCCAGAACAUCCAAGUGACUGGGACCACAUGUAACGUUGGCGACGGAGAAGACAGAGAAAAACUGGUUCAAAUGACUCUGGAGAAGUGUGGAGGUGUUGAUAUCCUGGUGUCCAAUGCAGCAGUCAACCCUUUCUUUGGAAACAUCAUGGACUCCACAGAGGACGUCUGGGACAAGAUCCUGUCUGUAAACGUGAAAUCAGCCUUCCUCAUGACCAAGUUGGUGGCGCCUCAUAUGGCGAAGAGGGGAGGGGGGAAUGUAGUGUUUGUGUCAUCUGUGGCUGGAUACCAACCAAUGCAGGCUUUGGGUCCUUACAGUGUUAGUAAGACAGCCCUGUUGGGUCUGACCCGGGCACUGGCCCCUGAGCUGGCUCAGAGUAACAUAAGAGUCAACUGUGUGGCCCCGGGAGUUAUUAAGACUCGCUUCAGCUCUGCUUUAUGGCAAAAUGAAGACAUCAUGGACGAGUUCAAAAAGCAGCUCAGCAUUAAAAGAAUUGGAGAGCCAGAGGAAAUUGGUGGAGUGAUCGCUUUCCUGUGCUCUGAGGAGGCUUCCUACAUCACUGGAGAGACCAUCACAGUGACUGGAGGGAUGAGCUGUCGACUCUGAGCCUCCACUGGCGACAAAACUAAUUUGUACUUAAUUUUGUCUUGUAUUUUGAUUACUUCCACUAUUUGAAGUUUCCGGUGUGAUGUUUGUAAUAUUCUGCUUGAAGAUUUCUAAUCUAUAUGUAAAAGUUUUCACAAAGUGCUUAUCUAAAAUAACACCCCACAGAUCAGGCAGUUCAUCUGUGAUAGAAUCACAUUCAAAUUAUAAAUAAGUGGGAAAAUUUCAGUCAUUUGACAGUGCAUUUUAUCAGAUAAUAAAAGUUUAUGUACAUAAAUUUAUAUACAAUUGAAAAACCUAGUUGUGCCAGGUUUUAUAAAACUAAUUCACCAAAUGCUA
Molecule: messenger RNA, 1291 nt
Organism: Seriola aureovittata
Lineage: Eukaryota; Metazoa; Chordata; Actinopteri; Carangiformes; Carangidae
Gene: dhrs4
Product: dehydrogenase/reductase (SDR family) member 4
Exons: 9
Coding region: 134-955 (273 amino acids)
Molecular function (GO): carbonyl reductase (NADPH) activity
Source: RefSeq, a predicted model, not a curated record